Xyrichtys novacula (pearly razorfish) is the source of this 573-nucleotide messenger RNA. The record is from the annotation of a GenBank genome assembly. Lineage: Eukaryota; Metazoa; Chordata; Actinopteri; Labriformes; Labridae.
AUGCCGGCUGCUCUGAGUUUGACACCGACCACCGUGUUCGCUGCUGCCGGGGACGGACAGGACGAGCCGACCACCUCCAUCCACCGGGACGAGCUGUCUCUGUACACCGCUCCUCCUCCGCCGAAGUAUGUGGAGCCUGAAGCGGGUCAGCUGGAGGAGAGUGUCGCCACCCUCAGGAAAGUUAUGGAGCCGUACACGGACUGGUGUCAGGGGACUUACGGCAAAAUCAAACCCAAAGUUCAGAGUGUGGUCCGCUUUGGAAACGACACCUACAACUUCCUGAAGAGCCCGCCCAAGGACUUCUACCCCCGGGCAGGAGUGAUCGCCUUCACCGGAGUCCUGGGGCUGUUUCUCGGCAGAGGCUCCAGGAUUAAGAAGCUGAUCUACCCCACGGGCAUGAUGACCCUGACUACCUCCCUGUACUACCCGGAGCAGGCUGCGGCCAUCGCCAAGUCAACCGGAGACUCUGUGUAUGAGCGCGCCGUGCAGACCUACGCCGCCCUGGAGAAGACCCUGAAACCGGAGAAAAACCCCGAGAAGGUGGAGGAGAAAGACUCUGAAAGUAAACCCUGA